Messenger RNA from Bacillus rossius redtenbacheri, 2461 nucleotides. RefSeq names its product rho guanine nucleotide exchange factor 39-like. Bases 347 to 1999 code for a protein of 550 amino acids. Gene Ontology annotation, molecular function: guanyl-nucleotide exchange factor activity. Gene Ontology annotation, cellular component: cytoplasm. NCBI's taxonomy places the organism in Eukaryota, Metazoa, Arthropoda, Insecta, Phasmatodea, Bacillidae. The transcript is spliced from 10 exons. The record is from RefSeq and is a predicted model, not a curated record. Gene Ontology annotation, biological process: intracellular signal transduction.
CAAUGAAUUUCCGUGCAGAAAAGUUGAAUAUUUGGUUGGGAUUGUGUGUGCAUCACUUCAGUAUGUUAAGAAUUUGAUAAUAAAGAAGAAUAAACAUUUUAUUCAACAUUUGGUUUGAUAUUGCAUCCGUAGACACAUAGGAUAAAACAUUUGACUAAAAUAUAAUUACAACAAAACACUAUAGUUAAACAAAAUCAUGCAAACAUGUAUUUAUUCAUUAGUUGCUCUACUAUUAUUAUUUUUUCUCCCUUCCUACUUUCUACAUAAAGGCUGUUGCAGUGUUCACCAUCCACUGAUGGUGAUUUGGCAUCUGUUGGGGUAUUCAAACAUCACGUAGCUUAUCACCAUGAUGGAUUCUGUGUGCCACACACCUCAAAAAAAUUUGACUUUAAGUGCAGAACUUCGUUCGGUAAUCCACGAGAGAAACAUUUUAACAACAAGGAGCAGAAUGAAAGUACUUUCGGCAUUAGAAAACAUCACAAGAGUGCCUUUAGAGGAGAAACGUAAACAGUUGAGGAACCGUGUUGUCCAGGAACUCCUUACCUCUGAGGCAAGCUACCUACAUCACUUGGAGCUCAUCAUGCAGUUCUUCAUGAUUCCACUGACAGAAAAGCCAUACAUCUCUCAUGCUGUUUACACUGCACUGUUUGGCAAUAUGGAGACAUUGUACAAAGUCAAUGGGGAACUGCUCAACGAACUCAAGAAGAAUCCAGACAAUGUUGCCUCCGCGUUUUUAAAGUUGGCGCCGUUUUUCAAACUGUACUCAGUUUAUGCCUUUGAUUACAGGCAGGCAAUUACGGUGUUACAGGAUGUCCAAAACAGCAACCCUGAGCUCAGCGCUUUCUUUGCAAAUCAAGAAAGCAGACCUGAAGUGGGAACUAAACUAACUGCCUUACUAAUCACCCCUAUUCAAAGGAUUCCUCGUUACUGUUUACUCUUAAAAGAAAUACUGGCGCACACACCUGCAAGUCAUCCAGACUAUGGUGUGCUUCAGCGUUCACUCCACGAGGUGGAGCAAGCUGCAAGGCACAUCAAUAGUCUCGUGCAUGACUACGAGAACAUGCAGAAGAUCUUGGAGCUGCAGCGUAGCUUGUGCGGCAACCAGCCUUGCAUCGUGAGCCCCGGGAGGAAGUUCAUCAAGGAAGGAAUGCUCAUGAAGGUGUCACCCCACGGCAAGAAGGCACACCCGCGCUACUUCGUUCUCUUCAACGACAUGCUGAUGUACUGCAAGCUGCUACGCUCGUCCCCCGCGGAGCCCGGCUCGCUGCGAUGCUCGUGCGUCCUGCCCCUGAAGCAGUGCCGGGUGGUGGAGAUCCUCAGCCAGGGCAUGUUCAAGCUGACCUGCCACCACGAGGCCUUGCUGCUGUACAGUGCGUCCUCGCAGGAGGGGGCUGCCUGGAUCGCGGCCUUGAAGGACGCCGUCAAGCAGUAUCACGAGUGUCGCCAAACUCUUAGAAGAGACAGCAGCUCCAAGCGACCUCUCAGGGGCCAAGAUGUGUUUGACAUGGGUCAGGAUUUCAUCAACUCUCAGACAAAGCGGAGGAAGAUGCAGUCACAUGUAACUGUGGAAGAAGUAUUCCGAGACAAGGAGAAUGCUGUUUCUGAAAAUAACGUGUGCUUAUCCACACCUAAGCGCCAAAGUGGAAUUCAGAAAAAGAUGAGGACUUUGAACUGCAUCCAGGGGGAGAGUGAUGAACAACCAAUGGAUGUGAGUCGGUCCCCGGAGAGUGUCCAGGACAGCUUGUACCCUCUGAGGAGGUCGGUGAGGGACAGUGGACCUCGCUGCAUCAGGAGACACGCUGCUGUGUCGGGCCACUCUGUCGCGGCAGAGAGCUCCCCCGGCACCCCGGAGAGUGCUAGAACCGCCGCCGCCACGCCUGAACAAGCCACGUGGCACAUACGAGGCUACCAGCUGUUCCAGUACGCCGUCUCCAGCGUCAGCCGCUCCAUCCGUAAGCACAUUCUCAGGCGUCCGCCAUCCGCCCCACACUUCGAGUGACCGCACAAUGGUAACUCCUUGUCGAAUACUCGCACAAAGUCCCUGCUUAUUUCCGUAUCAUUCGUGAUUCUUGGCGUGUUGUGGAACUUUCAUUUUCUUAACAGAUUAUGUUUAGAAUGAUUAUGCAAGAGAUCUUUAUUAUUUUAUUUCUUGUGAUGUGGUUUAAAGAAUUAAUGUGUAGUAUAUCUGAAAUUCAAAUUUUUAUUGUAGUUGUAAUAGUUUGAGCAUUUGAAAGUGAUACUGAUUGGUGUAUGUAAGCAAGCAUUUUGUAUGAAUUAACUAUGAUUUAUUUUAAACUGUGGUAUUUUGAGAAAUUUAUUUACAGAGUUUUUAAUACAUUUUUGUAUUAUUGUAUUUUUAUUUCAAAUACUCUAGUUUUUACAUUUUUGAGUGUUGUGCAAAUUAUUUGAGUAUUUUCGAUGUAUUUAUUGCUAUUUUUUAAAAUAAAACUAGUAAUCUCUA